This is a messenger RNA of Arvicola amphibius (Eurasian water vole), 1935 nucleotides long. RefSeq names its product male germ cell associated kinase (gene Mak). The transcript has 14 exons. Gene Ontology annotation, molecular function: protein serine/threonine kinase activity; ATP binding. Bases 1 to 1935 code for a protein of 644 amino acids. Gene Ontology annotation, biological process: intraciliary transport; protein phosphorylation; cilium assembly. Gene Ontology annotation, cellular component: cytoplasm; cilium; nucleus. NCBI's taxonomy places the organism in Eukaryota, Metazoa, Chordata, Mammalia, Rodentia, Cricetidae. The record is from RefSeq and is a predicted model, not a curated record.
AUGAACCGAUACACGACCAUGAGGCAGCUGGGGGACGGCACCUAUGGGAGUGUGCUUAUGGGCAAGAGCAACGAGUCUGGGGAGCUGGUGGCCAUCAAGAGGAUGAAGAGGAAGUUCUAUUCUUGGGAUGAGUGUAUGAACUUGCGAGAAGUUAAGUCUCUGAAGAAACUCAAUCAUGCCAAUGUGAUUAAGCUAAAAGAAGUUAUCAGAGAAAAUGACCAUCUUUAUUUUAUAUUUGAAUAUAUGAAAGAAAACCUCUAUCAGCUAAUGAAAGACAGAAACAAACUGUUCCCUGAGUCAGUCAUCAGAAAUAUUAUGUAUCAGAUACUGCAGGGGCUGGCCUUUAUCCACAAACACGGCUUUUUUCACAGGGACAUGAAACCUGAAAACUUGCUUUGUAUGGGUCCAGAGCUGGUGAAAAUUGCUGAUUUUGGACUUGCAAGAGAAUUGAGAUCACAGCCACCAUACACUGACUAUGUAUCUACCAGAUGGUAUCGUGCUCCUGAAGUUUUACUGAGAUCUUCCGUGUACAGCUCCCCCAUUGAUGUGUGGGCCGUGGGAAGUAUAAUGGCCGAGCUAUAUACAUUUAGACCGCUUUUCCCAGGGACAAGUGAGGUUGACGAAAUAUUUAAAAUUUGCCAAGUCUUAGGGACUCCCAAGAAAAGUGAUUGGCCAGAAGGAUACCAACUUGCAUCCUCCAUGAAUUUCCGCUUUCCCCAGUGCAUUCCUAUAAACCUAAAAACUCUCAUCCCCAAUGCCAGCAGUGAGGCUAUUCAGCUAAUGACAGAAAUGUUGAACUGGGAUCCAAAGAAACGACCAACCGCAAGCCAGGCAUUGAAGCACUCGUAUUUUCAAGUCGGUCAGGUACUGGGCCCUUCCGCACACCAUCAGGAUGCAAAGCAGACUUUAAACAAGCAGCUGCAGCCACUGGAACCAAAGCCAAACAUAGUUGAUCAGCCUUUGCCAAACAUAGUUGAUCAGCCUGCCGGGCAGCCCCAACCAAAACAGGGCCACCAACCACUGCAGCCCAUUCAACUACCACAAAACACAGUGAUCCAGCCACCUCCAAAGCAGCAGGGUCACCAGAAACCACCACAAACGAUGUUUCCAAGUAUCAUCAAAACCAUACCAAUGAAGUCAGUCAGCACACUGGGCCAUAAAGGAGCUCGGAGACGCUGGGGCCAGACGGUCUUCAAGUCUGGAGACAGCUGUGACGACUUUGAGGACUGUGACUUCGGAGCCUCCCAUUCCAAAAAGCCGAGCAUGAGCACCUUCAAGGAAAAGAAGAAAGGGUCUCCAUUUAGGCUCCCAGAGUCGGGACCCCCAGACUCCACCCACUCCAAGGGGGAAAAUAGGAGUUUACAUGCUGCUGUUCCCAUGAAGUCCGAUACAAACUUGUCAACCGCUUCAACUGCUAAGCAGUACUAUUUGAAACAAUCAAGAUACCUCCCAGGUGUGAAUCCCAAGAACGUGUCUUUGGUAGCCGGGGGCAAGGAUAUUAACGCACAGGCUUGGAAUAGUCAACUAUUUCCUAAGUCGUUGGGACCCGUGGGGGCAGAACUUGCCUUCAAGAGGAACAAUGCCGAAGAAAGCAUUAUUAAACCGAUUGAACACCUGUCAUGCUCUGAAAAGUCCACUGAGAAGCUAGAGCACCCACAAGGAACCCUUGGAAGCUACACCACUUACAACCAGACAGGAUACAUGCCUUCCUUUCUCAAGAAAGAAGUGGGGUCAGCUGGCCAGAGGAUCCACUUGGCACCUCUUGGUGCGACAGCUUCGGAAUAUGCCUGGAACACAAAACCUAGCCGAGGCCCAUUUUCAGGACGAACUUAUAAUCCCACAGCAAAAAAUCUCAAUAUCAUGAACCGCACACAGCCAGUCCCCUCGGUGCACGGGAGGACAGACUGGGUGGCUAAGUACGGAGGCCACCGGUAG